AUGACCUGUUUCAAUAUACGUCUGGGAGAUGGCUGUACGUCCUUCUCUCUUUACAAUGAGCAUGUACGCUUGUCGGAACGCUACCUCAAAUUCGACGUCUCCGCCUUGAAGAAUGUUGCAGCUCUUGCUUCUGGCUAUGCCCCAUCUGACAUCGCCGCCUUUUCCAGAUUGUCAGAAGGUGGGUUUAACCGCAUCUUCCAGGUGACUUUGAAAGAUGGCAGGUGUGUCAUCGCAAGAUUGCCGUAUCCAUCAACCGUACCUAAGCGCUACGCUGUGGCUAGCGAGGUAGCAACUCUGGAUUACCUCCGGCUGCAUGGAAUUCGAACACCCAAGGUAUGCGCUUGGUCUUCGACAAAUCUGAAUCCAGUUGGGUCUGAGUAUAUCAUUAUCGAGAAGUUGGGUGGCACCCCUCUCGGUGAUAUAUGGUAUUCGAUGACACAAGAUGACCGGCGUAAAAUGAUGAAACAGAUUGUUGAGUGGGAGACACGACUGAUGUCAUUGAAGUUUCCUGCUUAUGGAAGCUUUCAGAAGGAUGCUGGGUUUUGUAUAGGGCCCAUAGCACAUUAUAAUAGGUGGCUUGGUGAAAGAAGCACAAUGUUAAUCGACAGAGGACCGUGGCUGUCUUCUACCGAUAUCUUUCGCGCUGUUGGUGAGCGGGAGUUGGUUUGGACAAAAUCUCACGCGAAAUCUCGCGUGCCCUAUGAGCGUCUGUAUAGAGAGACCUAUCAUUUUCGCAAAGUCUCUCCGGAUCCCCAUAUUCAAAACCUUUCCGAUUACCUGAAAAUCGCACCUUUCCUUGGGUUUGGGGCUGAAACAGCACUGCAUCGGCCGGUUAUACGACACCCUGAUUUUCAGCCAAAUAACAUUCUCGUGUCAGAUUCACAUGAGAUUCUACCUCCUAACUUUGACUCCCUACCCGAGACUGAACAGGCAUAUAUGCGCGAGAUUCUUCGAAGAAGAAUGGUCCAUUUUCUCUAUGCCAUUUUCACCAAGGAACUGAACGAAGAACAUUAUGAUGCGAUAUUCGAUGACAUCAACAUUGUACGCCAGCGAAUUCUAGAGAGCGCAGGCACACCCUGGGAAGGGGAUUCGGUUACUCUGCGGGUUGAUAUCAUGCGUGCCAUACAAAGCUGGCCAGGCUUUUUCGCCGAGUUCAUACACUGCGUGCCUCCAGUACGAUACCCAGAUAAGGACGCCGAUGACGCCCUUGAGCAAAUGCGACAUGCUUUAAAUGCGGAUGUGCUGGGUUGGGUGCCAAAUAGUGAAUAUGAUGAUGCGCGAAAAUUGGCGCAGGAGAUGAAAGACAAAAUUCUUGAAGUGGUUGAGACUGAUCAUGAUAUUACUGCAGCCCGCGACCACUUUCCCUUUGAUGACUUCGACGAGGAUGUCUGAAAUACCUAGAUCUCGUGUGAUAGUAACGAUGCUCUUGCAUGACACGACAAUGCCUUUAGGACCCCACCUCCGGAAGUAUCUAGGCAAGGGAUCUCAUUGGCUUAAUCUG
Messenger RNA from Aspergillus ibericus CBS 121593, 1501 nucleotides. RefSeq lists its product as uncharacterized. Bases 1 to 1392 code for a protein of 463 amino acids. The transcript has 6 exons. NCBI's taxonomy places the organism in Eukaryota, Fungi, Ascomycota, Eurotiomycetes, Eurotiales, Aspergillaceae. Gene Ontology annotation, cellular component: mitochondrion. The record is from RefSeq and is a predicted model, not a curated record.